Pelodiscus sinensis (Chinese soft-shelled turtle) is the source of this 2435-nucleotide messenger RNA. Lineage: Eukaryota; Metazoa; Chordata; Testudines; Trionychidae. The record is from RefSeq and is a predicted model, not a curated record.
GGUGCUGGUGGCGGUGGGGGCAGGGCUGCAGCAGCUGGGCCUGAUCAUCCUGCUGCUGUGGAAGUGCGGCUUCUUCCGGAGGGCGAGCACGCGCGCCAUGUACGAGGCCAAGGGCCAGAAAGCGGAGAUGAAGAUCCAGCCGUCUGAAACGGAGCGGCUGACCGACGACUACUAGCUCCCCUUUGCCCUGAGAGCCCACUCCAUCCUCUGGUGCGACUUCUUCAAGCGGACCCGCUAUUACCGGAUCAUGCCCAAGUACCAUGCUGUGCGGAUCCGCCAGGAGGAGCGAUGCCAGCCUGCUGACAGCUUCCUGCCCCGGAAGCACAAGAAACACUGGGUAACAAACUGGCAGGAGUCAGAAAAGUACUACUGAGCCCCCGCUCCCCGCCCCCGUCGUCCUGCCAGCGUCUCCUCAGCUUGCCUCUCUGCGCACGUCGCUGCUGUGUGCAAGUAGCCCACGGACCAGCCCCUGCCGGCAAGUUAUCCUGCAGCCCCAGAACUUUCUGGAGUGGCACGGGAGCAAACUACACAUGCCAGGGAGCAGCCGUGCAACACGAUCCUGCCAGUGGGAACACGAGGAGCUUUUUGUUUUGCACAAAGUGGUUAUUUCCCACAUAUUGACACAAUCUCGUCUAUCUGGGCACAAUUGCUGUGCGUUGUGUGUGCCCCAGCCCCCCCGGCUCUCUCGCUUCCUGUCAUGCUCACAUGUACGGAAAAGUGCCUCCUUGCGCACCGACAGCAUGUGAUCUUGCACAACCCCACGGUGUCUCUACCACAUCCUUGUGCACACUUAGCUGGACCUUCCCCAGUGCUCUUGUGCACACAAAGCAUAGCUCUGCCUCCUCACCGUGCACACACGCAUGUGGAGAUGAUCUCUCGUGCUGUCAGGUCCCCGCACACUCUCGGCUGCUACGGCUCAUGAUUCCUACAGCCCGUUGGCAUGAGUUGUGUCAGGACCACGUGACACCCCCUCACUGUCAUGUUCUUGCACAUGGGUGACUAGUGCACGGUGCCCAGCUUUAACUCUUUGCACAUGGAUGCUCACCCUGCCCCUCCAUCCGUCUGCACACAUGGCUCCUCGUGCACCGAUUCACCCGUGUGAUGACGGAAGCCGGGCCCUGCCCACGUGCUGUCUGAUGCACGUUCACGGUCGCUGCGUCUCCCUGGCACACGCCGACGCCGGGCCCGCCCGGGUGUUCUGCCCCUUGACAGAAGGGGAAAGUGGCACCAGGACCCGGAACGCGGCCCCUGUCCUGCCAGGAGGAAGAAGCCAGGCAACGCCUCACGGCCCCUGCGCCGCCCUGGACACUGGAUGUUUUGCCACUGGAGUUUAUGUGAGAGCUACUGGUACCCUUCCCUGCUUGUCUCCGGUGGGGGAGGGGCGCGGGUUGCAGCCGGGGCCUGGCUGGUGGAGAGCCGUGCCUGUGGUUGGGGGAGGGUGGAUGGUGGGGGGAGGAGCUCCCCUCCCCAAAGCGACACACUCAGUGGAGCUCAGCUCUCCGAGGAGGAGGAAAAAGGCCUUUCCGGCCGGGGCGUUGUGGCAGAGCUAGGCCCGUGCCCAGGUCGCACGCAGCCUGGCCCUUUCCGACUCCUCCGGAUGCACAGACCUGGGCCCUGCAAGCCCCAGCCCAGCCGGGAGACUUCCAAAGCAGGGGCUGAUCUUGCUCCCUGUGGGGCACUAGGCCUCCCCUGCCGACCCAGCCCCACCCCCAAGCCGGGGCCGCCACAGGAAAGCCGGACUCUGCUCUGCGUGCCCAUGGAGGUGCUGAGUCGGGGGGACCUUGCGGCCGUUUGCAGCACCAGCCUCUGCCCCUCCCCACUGCCCGCAGCCUCGUGGCUGGAUCUGCCUAAGCCUGGAGCCGCUGGGCCCCGUUUCCUGGGGGCAGCGCAGGGCCUACCCCUGCACCUGGCCUGGCCUGGCCGGGGGUGCGGAUUACCCCAGACCCUGCCACCGUGUCGCUGUGAGACCUGCCCCUGUCAGCCCUCUGCUGCCCCCCUGUGCUGCCCUUGGUUUGCUGCAGGCCUCAGCAGGUCCCCCUGUCCCAUCCCAACCAUGCAGCUGAGUUUUCCUGCUGUUGGCUGGCAGGCAGUGUUCCGUUCCCAGCGCUCCCUGGGCGCCAGCCACUCGCGCACUCUUGCUGGGGGGCAUUCUUGCAGGCAUCACACAGCGCUUUCAUUGGGGGCACCGCCCUGGUUUACAAUAAAGGGACCUGCAAGGAUGAUGGUUUCCUGCCCUGCCCACUCUGACACACUCCCUCGGUGCCCCCGGCUGGGGAGUUAAAUUAUUAGGUGUGCACGGGGGGUGGUUUUUGCUGUUGAUCACUGGAGUUCGUUUCUUCUAUGGUACUGGAGGUCUGGAGUCACUGUGCCUGGAUGUGAAUAUGCUUGAGCAGUUAUGAUGGCGUCAAAUAAAAUUGCUCUGAUUUGUAACAUGC